Molecule: messenger RNA, 224 nt
Organism: Sinocyclocheilus grahami
Lineage: Eukaryota; Metazoa; Chordata; Actinopteri; Cypriniformes; Cyprinidae
Product: costars family protein ABRACL-like
Exons: 3
Coding region: 33-224 (63 amino acids)
Biological process (GO): regulation of actin filament-based process
Source: RefSeq, a predicted model, not a curated record
ACUUCCAGUCAGGUGUGUUGAGUGACAAAAAAAUGAAUGUGGAACAUGAAGUUACACUGCUCGUUGAUGAGAUUCGUCGAUUGGGCAGUAAAAAUGCAGAUGGGAAGAUCAGCGUCAAAUUUGGAGUCUUGUUUAAUGAUGACCAGUGCGCCAACCUCUUUGAAGCUCUGGUCGGAACGCUGAAAGCGGCCAAGCGAAAGAAGCUCAUCGCGUUGUUGGGUUGA